AUGGCAGAGAAAAAGGAUCCUUUCCAUGUUCUCAUUAUAGGCUCAGGUAUGGUCGUCAUCCUUGUCACCUUGCGGCCGGCCAUUAAUGAUGAUCUCUACUACGUGGAACAGGAGGGCAUAUCUUACGCCAUCUACGAAUCUGAACCUUCUGCCACGACAUACCGGCCACGAGAAUGGGGGAUGUCGGUGCAAUGGGGCUUACCCAUGCUCGCUGAUUGCCUGCCCAAGGAACUCUUCGACCGCAUCUACACCGCUGCUGUCGACCCCAAUUUCGAACCCCCAGAUCCUGGUAUUCUUCCGACAUACAAUGGCGAGACGGGUGAGUUGAUGAAAAACAUCCCACUGUUGCGCAUGUAUCGCGUCUCUCGCCGCCGCUUCAGGAAGUUGUGCUCAGAAGGUAUUGACGUUCAGUAUAACAAAACAUUCACCGAAGUCACGUAUGAUGACGACAAUUCCACUGUCACGGCUGUCUUCCAGGAUGGGUCACAGGCGACGGGUAACUUGCUGAUCGGAGCUGAUGGUGUCAAGUCGAAAGUCAGGGAGUCUAUCUUCGGGGAGGAAGGACAGGCCCUCAGCGUUCCCUAUUCAGCGGUCAACCUGCACGUUUGCUACAAUGAUGCCGACAAAGCAAGAUUUGUUCGCCAGGGCCAUCCAAUAAUGACGAUGGGUAUGCACCCGAAUGGGUAUUGGCAGUGGAUCUCCAUCCAAGAGGUGCCGGAUCCUGACAACCCAGCGACCUGGGUGUUUCAGCUUCAGACAACGUGGCAUCGGAAAGAAGGCGAACAAGUAGAUUCGCUCGCAAACUUGAAAGCGAAGGCGGAAACAAUGGGUGAACCUUUUCGUUCGGCGAAUCUUUGGAUCCCUGAGGGAACAAAAGUCUACUCGAACAACUUGUCAUACUGGAUUCCUCGACCCUGGGACACCCAUAAGGGAAGAGUCCUCCUUGCAGGCGAUGCAGCUCACCCAAUGACUUUCCAAAGAGGUCAAGGCCUGAACCAUGGAAUCGCAGACUCCCGAAGCUUGGUACUCAAAUACAAGAAUGCACAGGAGGGGAAAACCAGCUAUGAAGAAGCCGCUGAGGCGUAUCAAGCUGAAAUGGUAGACCGUGCUGGUGAAGAAGUUCGCUUGUCGAAAGAGAAUACUGAAAUGCUUCAUGAUUGGGAAAGAAUGGCAAACUCACCCAUCAUGCAACGAGGUGGCCAUCCCCGGGAGCAGCAGCAAAGUAGCAAACCCUAG
Messenger RNA from Exophiala spinifera, 1236 nucleotides. RefSeq lists its product as uncharacterized. NCBI's taxonomy places the organism in Eukaryota, Fungi, Ascomycota, Eurotiomycetes, Chaetothyriales, Herpotrichiellaceae. The transcript has 4 exons. Gene Ontology annotation, molecular function: FAD binding. The record is from RefSeq and is a predicted model, not a curated record. The coding region runs from base 1 to 1236 and encodes 411 amino acids.